ACCCACUCAGUCAUGGCGGAACAACAGUUGGACGUUUUGACUCCAGUCCGGCCCUGUGAUCGAUACAGGAGCGCAAGUGCCGCAAAUAUCGAUUCAAAUUGGGCCAGUCUCCACAUCCUCCUAAACAAAACCUAAUUGACGUCCAAGAUACGACGGUAAAUUAUCGUACGCGAUGUUUCUUUGCAAGGCAGAAUGUUAAACGUCGUAAGAAACGAAAACGACUCGAAAUCCAAGUGAAAAUGGACGAAAUACUGCUGAAACUAACCAUAUUCGCGACAGUCGCAAUCUUGGUGCCUGGAACAUUCAGCGGGGAACCCAGGGAAGCGCUGUACAAGAAGAAAUUCCCACCGUGCAAAUCGUGCAAAGUUUUCAUCGACAGUUUCCAGAAGAUUAAGGAAGAGGACUUGGAAAAAACCCUUGAAAAAGUGUGCCUCGACGUGGUGGAGGGUAGAGAUCAAUGCGUUUCUUUCAAGGAGGAACACCUCGCCUCGCUGAACGACUGGUGGUCCGACAAGAAGGACCAAGACGUCUUCAAUUACCUGUGCAUAGACGGGGCCAAAGUUUGUUGUCCUGAGAACCACUACGGCGCCAAUUGUACCCAAUGCGAAGGAUACCCUGGCAACGUCUGCAACAACAACGGAAAAUGCAAGGGUGCGGGCACGAGAAAGGGCAAUGGAAAGUGCCACUGCGACGAGGGUUACACCAACGAAAAGUGCGACCAGUGCGCCUCCGGUUACUUCGAGGCCUACAGGGACGAGAACAAACUCCUCUGCACCAAGUGCCACCCCUCCUGCGACGGUCCUUGCAACAAGCCGGGGCCGGAGGGCUGCGAGAAGUGCAACGUCGGCUGGUUGACCGACAAGGAGAAGGGCUGCUUGGACGUCAACGAGUGCGCGGCCCCCAAGUCCCCCUGCAGGAUCAACCAGUUCUGCGUGAACAGCGAGGGCUCCUUCCGGUGUCUCAGUUGCGACUCCUCCUGUCAUUCGUGCACCGGGGACGGCCCGGACAUGUGCAAGAAAUGCGCCAAGGGUUUCGUGAUGAAGGACAAGCUGUGCGUGGAUUCGGAGCAGGAGAGUCGGAAGCAGCACAUGUACAUAACCAGGUACCUGACCUACCUGGGGCUGUGCGUGGCCACGUGUAUCAUAUUCAACAAGAACACGGUGUUGGCGGCGGUUAUUGGGAUAGUGGUCGCCAUAUACAUAUCCACCUCGGAGUACGUGUUGAACUCCCAUCCAACACCCAAGACUGACAACAUAGCUCAGACUAUUCUGAAUAAGAUUUCCAGCUGAGAUCGUCCAUUAUUCUACAGUGCGUAUUCAUUAACUGACUGAAGCGGCAGUGAAGUGGAUUCAGUUACUCGUGAAAGAAACUACGUGGAAUAUUUUGAUAUUAAAAACACUCUCUUGUUUAAAUUAAUAAUGGUCUGUAGUUUGUGAUACCAAUAAAUAACGUUAGUAAUA
Coccinella septempunctata (seven-spotted ladybird) is the source of this 1460-nucleotide messenger RNA. Its product is annotated as cysteine-rich with EGF-like domain protein 2. Bases 240 to 1289 code for a protein of 349 amino acids. NCBI's taxonomy places the organism in Eukaryota, Metazoa, Arthropoda, Insecta, Coleoptera, Coccinellidae. Gene Ontology annotation, molecular function: calcium ion binding. The record is from RefSeq and is a predicted model, not a curated record. The transcript has a single exon.